GCAAAUCUACUCGAACGUGGCGAGCCAUGGAGCAGCUGCAUAAAUAUGGUUAUGUCUGCGUCUACAUAACAUUACAUGAUCUCACUUUGCAUGAUGAGGAGACCUUCUGGAGAUCUUUUGGCCAAGCUUUCACCUGUUCUCUUAACGGUUACUUUGGUAGAAACGGAACCAUGUUCCAAUCGAAAAUUCUUAUACCUGACAUCACGAGUGUUGAGAUACUUCAAAAUGUUAUUGCUAAGUCGAAUGACCUUUGGAGUGAAGUGAGAAAUUUUUGUGCAGAGCAGGCACAGCAAGUACCAGAAAAUCCUCUCAUUAUCUUUGUAGACGAAUUCGACAGUGUUUCUAUCAGCAAUACAAUAUGCAUGUCUUUCCUGAACAAAGUUCAUGGAAUCAAGACCAACGACAUAUAUGCUGUGCAGUCUAUAAUUGGAAUUGGCACUUUUAACAUCUUGCAACUGAGCUCAAGCAAUCAUCACUACUCGCCAUUCAACAUAUCCGACACCUUUAUUAAUCCAAAGUUUACCAAAAAAGAUGUAAAAUGCCUUUUCCAACAAUUCCAUGAGGAUAAUUCAGAUAUUGGAUAUCAUGUUGCAGACCGUGCUAUAGAAACAAUCUACCGAAAUUCCAAUGGGCAUCCUGGUCUCGUUAAUCUCUGCGGACGUGCAAUCGAAAACUGGCUGAGAAAAUGGCACUGCAAUUGUGGUAAAACAAAUAUGACAUUUGCCGAGUGGUUAUUCUAUAGUGCGAUCAACUUGCAAAAUGAAAUACCAACGUACACUACAUUCGAUGAAAUGUUAAAAAAUCUCCACAAGAAAGAAGGUGCUAUGAACCUACUCCGUACUUAUUUCCUUGGAUCUCUAGACUCUGUUGUUAUCACAAAUGACCAUGAACGUGAAAUAGCUGGAUUUCUAGUAGGCCUAGGUGUUCUUGAGAUUGUUGGAAACGACACUAUUCCUAACACUUUCAAAAUAUCAUCCCCUUACAUUGACAUGAUAAUUCGACGCCGCAGCCUUCCCGAAUUUGAUAAAAACUUCCCAACAUUGCCUCCCCCCAAAAAUUCAGCUAACAUACUAACAAUAGUAGAAACCUUAAAACAUGCUUUGAAAUUCUUCAAUCAAGCUAUUAUUUGUCAAGCACCCGAUCGUUCGUUUAAGAUGGCAAAAGUCCCUGUAGGAGAUGUUAGAAAUACCGCUGUCCCUCGAGAAAGCACAUAUGAUAUGGAGUUGAAUAGGGUCUUGCCAGUGGUUAUACUUGAACUUUUAGCCACAGGAACUGAUAAAGAACUUGAUGAACAUUUUACCCAGUCACUUGAAUAUUCAAAGAGUUUUUCUGAAGCCGGAGCGGCUGGAGUUGAAGUUUGGGUCAUUAAUUUUACCCGUGCGGAUGAUACUCUUUCAAACCCUCAUUGGCAGAGCAAUGAGCAGGCAGCAGAUGGCCUCAACGUUAUGCACAUUUGGCAUGAUAGAAACUUCAAGACGAUAAAGAUGUGCAACAGUAAUAGACCAAACACCUUUGAAACGCUGAAGCUUUGA
Molecule: messenger RNA, 1532 nt
Organism: Paraglomus brasilianum
Lineage: Eukaryota; Fungi; Glomeromycota; Glomeromycetes; Paraglomerales; Paraglomeraceae
Source: the annotation of a GenBank genome assembly